Molecule: messenger RNA, 1104 nt
Organism: Theobroma cacao (cacao)
Lineage: Eukaryota; Viridiplantae; Streptophyta; Magnoliopsida; Malvales; Malvaceae
Product: scopoletin 8-hydroxylase-like
Source: RefSeq, a predicted model, not a curated record
UCACCAAUGGCUCCUAGCUUUGAUGAUAGCAGCUCGCUUUUCAACUUUGUUGUCCGAGAUGGAAAUGGUGUCAAAGGAAUAGUGGACUUAGGCUUGUCGAAGGUGCCACAGGCUUACAUGCAACCACCAAAAGAGCGAAUAGACAAGCAAAACGCGAGCAAACAUGAGCAACCACCGAUUGAUUUGUCGAGGCUAGGUGGCCCUGAUCAUGAUGAAGUGGUCAAGGAAAUUGUUAGAGCUGCUGAGACUCUGGGCUUCUUCCAAGUUGUGAACCAUGGAGUGCCUGUUGAACUACUAGAGUCCCUUAAGGAUACCGCGCAUAAUUUCUUCAGCCUGCCCCCUGAAAGGAAGGCUAUUUAUCUCACAGAAGUGAGUCCUACCCCGUUAGUGAAGUACGGAACGAGCUUCGUGCCAGAGAAAGAGCGAGCAUUAGAAUGGAAAGAUUAUAUCAGCAUGCAAUACACCAGUGAUGCCGAAGCUCUUGAACAUUGGCCUAUUGAGUGCAGGGAAGUGGCACUUGAAUACCUGAGGACAUCAAUCGGCAUGGUGAGCAAAUUGCUUGAAGUUUUAAUGGGAAAUCUAGGGGUGAAACCAGAAGACUCAAAGAUCGACGCACUCUUUGAUAAGAAGAUGAUUAAUAUGAACUUCUAUCCAACAUGUCCUAAUCCAGAUCUCACAGUAGGAGUAGGACGUCACUCCGAUAUGGGUACUCUUACCGUCUUAUUGCAGGAUGGAAUUGGUGGUUUAUAUGUGAAAAUUGAAGAUGAUAUAGAUUUUGGAAAGAAAGGAGAGUGGAUAGAGAUCCCUCCUAUCCCUGGUGCUUUGGUCAUCAAUGUUGGCGAUAUGUUACAGAUACUAAGCAAUGGAAAGUACAAAAGUGCAGAGCACAGAGUUCGUACCACAAGCACAAAAUCAAGAGUUUCAAUACCAAUAUUUACAAUUCCAAAACCAACAGAAAAGAUUGCACCGUUGCCUCAAGUGGUUGAGAAAGAUGGAAUUGCUCUUUAUAGAGAGUUUGUUCUUGCUGAUUACAUGAACAAUUUUUUUGGAAAUGCACACGACGGCAAGAAGUCCCUUGAUUUUGCAAAAAUUAAUUCUGCAUGA